This is a messenger RNA of Exaiptasia diaphana, 774 nucleotides long. RefSeq lists its product as uncharacterized. Lineage: Eukaryota; Metazoa; Cnidaria; Anthozoa; Actiniaria; Aiptasiidae. The record is from RefSeq and is a predicted model, not a curated record. Bases 83 to 520 code for a protein of 145 amino acids. The transcript is spliced from 6 exons.
AAGACAAGUUGGUAAGUCAAUCAUUCAGUUGGAUUCAGCUAACAUCUSAAUAGACAUCCAAGGCAAUACAAACCCUGACAACAUGAAGAUUGCUAUCGCUCUACUUGUGGUGUGCUCAGCCGUUUUUAUGGCUGCUGCAGAAGAGAAGGCAGAGGAAGACCCUAUCGCCUUUCUGAAAGCCAGAAACAUGCCCGUGGAGGAAGUCGGUGAGGAUGAGCCAGAGUUUGGUACCGAAGAUGAGCAGCAUUCAGAUUCGGCAGAGGUGGAGAAACGAGCCAAGAAAAAGUGGAUUGUCGAUAGACUCAGCUACAUAAGUUGUCGCUACAUUCUUUCAUACGGGUUAUGCUAUAAACACGCCAUAUUGCGAUAUCUUUGCCCUGCACUUUGCCGCUGCAAAAACCGCCUUUCCAGACGAAGCUGUCUCUAUCUGAAAAAAUAUGGCUAUUGCAAAAAGAACGUACUCACGAGGUCGAAGUGCCGUUAUACCUGCAAAACUUGCAUAAGGAAGUUCCUUGGAUAAAUCCUAUCAAGACGACAACAUCACAGCAAAGCACUCAACUUCCUUUAAUUCAAGAUCUCGUGUUYUUGAAUUUCUAUUACUGCACUGGAAUUUGCUUUAUGUCMACACAGGAUUUUGCAAAUAAAUUAUGUAGAUUAGAAGAAUGGAAUAAGCAAUUUGUAAUUUCAAAMGCCGCGGAUGUGAUUCGUACGUUGUAAAACGUCAGAAUGUCAAAUUGAAAUUAAACACAACCAAUAAAGUAUUUGCAUUGAAUA